AUGGAGGUGGCCUGGAGCCACGUCGCCGUCGCCGUCGCCGCCGUUGCCUGGGCGCUCGCGGCCGCCGCGGCGCGGGCGCGGCCUCGGGGCAUGGCGACGAAGGAGUGGCUCCAGGGCCUCGUGAUCGCCCACUUCCCGGCCUUCUACCACAAGCACAUCCUGCCGGCCGUCUACGGCGACCUGACGGCGUCGAUCAACGUCGGGCAGCCCUACCUGCGCGACCUGCUCCCGACGCUCGAGGCGGCGCCGAGCCUCGGCGCCGCGUCCUUCGGGCCCGGCGACGUCGUCGACCCCUCUCCCGACGCCGCGGGCAGCCGCAAGAUCGUCGCGACGAGUCUGCUCCCGCGGAUGCUCGAGGCGCUCGCGGACUACGAGACGGGCGCGACGGGCAAGAUGUACGCCGCCGUCGACGCGCUCGUCGAGGCGUGCCUCCCCCACGUCGGCGCCUGCCCGGACGGGACCCGGCCGACGCUCGACCGCUGCGUCUACUACUGCAUGAACAAGGAGCGCGGCGCCUACUUCCCCGUCAUCCACUGGGACACGGACUGGGUCCAGUUCCCGGGCGCCGCGGGCUUCCAGCUCUGGUUCCUCGCGCGCGCGCACGGUCGCGCGGGCGUCGGCAACAUGUUCAUGGUGUCGACGCCGGACCUCCGGCCCGACGACCCGAGCGUGCGCUACGUCCCGACCAAGGGCGGCGGCCUCGCGAAGAUCUUCCACGACUCCUCGGCCCACGAGUACCCGCUCAAGCGCUUCGCGUCCGUCGCCGACGCGGGCCUCCGCUUCGAGUACCUCGCCAUGGCGCCCGGCGACUGCCUCAUCAUGUGCAAGCGCCACCUCCACAUGAGCGACCCGCGGCUCCUCCUCGACGGCGAGGCCAACGACCGCCUCGCCGUCAACUUCCGCGUCGUCUUCACCGAGGCACCCGGCGCCGGCGCGACGAUCCCCUUCUGGCCCUACCACUCCUACAACCUCGCCUGCCACCAGCGGCUCAAGCACCGGGCCUUCACCGACGGGACCAUGGACGCCGACGAGACCUGCCACAUCACCGUCGCCGCGGCGCCGAGCCUCGACGCCCAGCUGCGCGAGCUCUGGGCCGUGCGCGACGGCUUCUUCGCGUCGGACCCGGCGGCGAAGGCGGCCCUCGUCGCGCGGCGCGUGUCGAGCCUCGUCGCCGCGGCCGAGGCCUGCGACGCGUCGAGCGCCGAGGCCCGCGCGCGGUCCGCCUUCGUGCGGGGCCGCGCGCUCGACGCGGGCGACGCGUACGACCCGGCGGCCGAGGCGGCGCUGAGCCGCGCGGUCAAGCUCGCGCCCGACGACGUCGCCGCGUGGAACGCGCUGGGCCACGCCUUCUGGAAGAAGGGGGACACCGCCGGCGCCGGCGACUGCUACGAGGCCGCGCGGUCGCGCGCGGGCGACGCCGUGUCCGCGCGCGCUUUGAGCCAGCUCGCGCGCGCGGGCCCGCGGCCGGCCGACGGCGCCUUCGACCGGAGCGUCGCGCUGGCCAAGGACGCGCUCCGGUGCGACCUGGGGGACGGCGAGUCCUGGUACGUCCUGGGCAACGCGCACGUCGCGCGGUUCUUCUCGCGGGGCGCCGGCGGCCGCGACCCCCGGGACCUCCGGUUCGCGGCCAAGGCCUACGCGUCCGCCGAGGCCAAGUACGACAAAACUUGGAAGGACCCGCCGGACGUCGGCGGCAUUCGUGGAACCUUCGGGAACCCGGACCUCUUCUUCAACCGCGGCCAUUUACGCCGCUACGUCGAGGACUACGCGGGCGCGUGCGCCGACUUCGGGAAGGCGCGCGACCUCGACGGCGCGCUCCCGGCCCAGGACGCGAUCGACGACACGCAGCGCUGGGUGCGGCGCGUCGAGGAUUUGGUGCGGCGCAAGGGCGCGCUCAAGCCGAAGCGGCGCUACGAGCUCGACGCGGCCCUUCGGUCGAACGCGGGGCUCAAGGCGCCCGCGGGCUACGCGGAGCGGACGCUCGCGGACCUCGUCAAAGCGCCCCUGGGCGCGUCCGACGCCGACGCCGCGGCCCACUUCCGCAGCGCGGCGAACGCCCGGACCUUCGUCGUCCUCGUCGUCGCGCUCGAGCUCCGCCGCGACGGCGCGGUGCCGCCCGACGCGUAUUUGGCCUUCGGCCGGGGCAACGCGGCGACGCCCUGCGUCGCGCUGAGCGUCUACGACGGCGACACGGCGAAGCUCGCGCCGGGCGCCGUCGUCGUCGUCCUCGACCCCGUCGUCGUCGACGUCCCGUCGCCCGACGCGGGCGGCGACGGCUACGCCGCCGUCCACUGCGGCGACGCGGCCAAGAUCCUCCUCGACGGCAAGCCCCUCCCGACGCGCGCCGCUUUUUCGAAGCCGUCCGUCGCCGCGGGGCGCCCCGUGGCCGCGAGCGCGACGGCGUGCCACGUCGCGCGGGAGCGCGUGGGCGCGGCGGACGGCGCGGGCGACGUCGUCGGCUCGUACGACGGCGCCGGCGUCGGCGCCGGCGUCGGCCGCGCCGUCGGCGCGUACGACGGCUCGUACGACGGCGGCGGCGUCGACGGCGCCGGCGACGGCUCCGGCGACGGCGGCGCCGACGGCGCCGGCGUCGGCCGGCGCGUCGGCACGGCCGACGGCGCGGGCGACGGCGGCGGCUUGAAGACGGCGUAG
Molecule: messenger RNA, 2652 nt
Organism: Aureococcus anophagefferens
Lineage: Eukaryota; Pelagophyceae; Pelagomonadales; Pelagomonadaceae
Exons: 3
Coding region: 1-2652 (883 amino acids)
Molecular function (GO): protein binding
Source: RefSeq, a predicted model, not a curated record